AAUUUUACAACAUUAAAAUAGACUAGUCAUUUUUUUCUCCAUUUUACAGAACAAGUGAGGGCUCAAGGAAGUUUAAUUACUCAAAUGUCCCAGUCAGCGAGUGCUGACUUUGGAAUUUAAAUCCUGGUGGAUGCAACCACCCUCUGCCUAAAACAGUGCCUGGCGCAUAGUAGGAGUUCAGUAAAAAUUUCAGAAGAGCCAGGGAUCGUUUUCUCCUAGGAUGCCCGCAUAUCCUCAGGAUGUACAGGAACAGGCCCACCGCCCCGCUACUGUGAGGCCACCGCGGUCGCCUGGGCCGGGACCGGACCCGGCGCCUCCUCUGGGUUGGGCCCCGCGGGCAGGCGGGGCUCUGUGGCCAUUGGCUGGCGCGCACCGGAGGGCGGGGAGCGGCGCCGAGGGGACUGUUUGCUCCUACGGGCUGUAGAUGGAGCUGUCCCGCCCCGGCAAGGGGGAAGCCGCCUGGAAAACGUUCUUCCUCUGCCUGGCCGGCCCGAGCGGGGAACAGCGCUCCCAGGAUGCAGUUUGUGUCAACACGGCCGCAGCCUCAGCAGCUGGGCAUCCAGGGCCUGGGGCUGGACAGCGGGAGCUGGAGCUGGGCCCAGGCGCUGCCCCCAGACGAGGUCUGCCACCAGGAGCCGGCGCUGCGCGCGGAGAUGGCCGAGGGGAUGCCGCCCAUGCAGGCUCAAGAAUGGGACAUGGAUGCCCGGCGACCAAUGCCUUUUCAGUUCCCACCCUUCCCAGACCGAGCCCCUGUGUUCCCUGAUCGAAUGAUGCGUGAGCCACAGUUGCCCACGGCAGAGAUCUCGCUGUGGACGGUGGUGGCCGCCAUUCAGGCAGUGGAGCGAAAAGUGGAUGCCCAGGCCAGCCAGCUGCUCAACCUGGAGGGCCGCACGGGGACGGCAGAGAAGAAGCUGGCCGACUGCGAGAAGACAGCAGUGGAGUUCGGCAACCACAUGGAGAGCAAGUGGGCCGUGCUGGGGACCCUGCUGCAGGAGUACGGGCUGCUGCAGCGGCGGCUGGAGAACCUGGAAAACCUGCUGCGCAACCGGAACUUCUGGGUGCUGAGGCUGCCCCCAGGGAGCAAGGGCGAGGCCCCCAAGGUUCCAGUGACUUUUGUGGACAUUGCUGUCUACUUCUCCGAGGACGAGUGGAAGAACCUGGAUGAAUGGCAGAAGGAGCUGUAUAACAACCUUGUGAAGGAGAACUACAAAACCCUGAUGUCCUUGGAUGCUGAAGGCCCCAUGGCCAAGCCCGAUGCACCAGCCCCUGUGGAGACCAGGGAAGAGCCUUGUGUGUGGGAGCAGCGUCACCCGGAAGAGAGAGAGAUCCCAGUGGACACAGACACAGGAGCAGAGCCCCUGGCGCCUGCCCAGGAUGCAUCCUCCCAGGUGAAGCGAGAGGAAGCACUGUGUACCCGGGGCCAGCGGGGCUUGGAGGACAGAGCCAUUCCCACGGAAUCCAUCACCGACUCCCCCAUCUCUGCCCAGGACCUCUUGUCCCGGAUUAAGCAGGAGGAGCCACAGUGUGUGUGGGACCAGCAGGAUUUGGCAGAGAGAGAUAUUCCCACAGACCCCAAUUCAGAGUCUCUCAUCUCAGCACACGACAUUUUGUCCUGGAUCAAGCAGGAGGAGCAGCCAUACCCGUGGGGCCCACGAGACUCAAUGGAGGGCGAGCUUGGCCUGGACUCUGGCCCCAGUGACAGCCUGCUGCUGGUGAAGAACCCACCCCCAGCUCCUCCGCAACCCCAGUCCCAGCCCCAGCCCCAGCAGCACCCGCAAAGCCUGCCGGCGCUGGCGGUGCCUGAGACCCCCAGUGGCCCCGCCAGCCGUGCACUGCUGGACGACAGCUUCUCGGUGUUGCCCGGGGACCGUGGCGCAGGCGAGGCACAGGCAGGCGCAGAGGGGGGCGCAGGUGGCAGCGGCAGUGGGUGCAGUGGGGGCCCCAACGGAGGCCCCGGAGCUGGAGGUGGUUGCGGUAGCUGCUGCCCCGGUGGUCUGCGGCGGAGCCUCCUGGCACACGGUGGCGCACGCAGCAAGCCCUACUCGUGCCCGGAGUGUGGCAAGAGCUUUGGGGUGCGCAAGAGCCUCAUCAUCCACCACCGCAGCCACACCAAGGAGCGGCCCUAUGAGUGCGCAGAGUGCGAGAAGAGCUUCAACUGCCACUCGGGGCUCAUCCGCCACCAGAUGACACACCGCGGUGAGCGGCCCUACAAGUGCUCAGAGUGCGAGAAGACCUACAGCCGCAAGGAGCACCUGCAGAACCACCAGCGGCUGCACACGGGCGAGCGGCCCUUCCAGUGCGCGCUGUGCGGCAAGAGCUUCAUCCGCAAGCAGAACCUGCUCAAGCACCAGCGCAUCCACACGGGUGAGCGGCCCUACACGUGCGGCGAGUGCAACAAGAGCUUCCGCUACAAGGAGUCGCUCAAGGACCACCUGCGUGUGCAUGGCACGGGCCCGGGCCUGGGCGCCCCACCGCGGCAGCUCCCAGCACCGCCAGAGCGAGACUAGGGCUGGGCGGGGGCGGUGAAGGCUCCAGGCGCCUUCCCGCCCUCUCGCCUAUCGCCAUCCGCUGGGAUUGCACUCCAGACAGGGUCCCCCGAAGGCUGGGCAGGGAUAUCCCAGACCUGUCCUGCCUGAAUGCACAGCCCAGCACAUCUCCUAAGAGUGGCCGGAGAAGGUGCCAGAGGACUGGCCAGGGGCAGGGGCCAGUGGACGCACUCCCACAGACCACCGAGCCACGGUGGUAGGGGAGACCCCAUUGGCCACAGGGGCUGCAGAUAUGAUGGAGGAAGCAACCGGGGAGUUUUGACACCGGCCUAAAAUAAGCAAGUGAGACCCACCCUAAGGUAGGGGGUGCCCUGGAGAGGGAAAUGAAGGUGCAAUGAAUGGGAAGGGAGGCGAGGGAUGCGCUAAGGGUGCUGUCAUCCCCAGGACGACACUGCCUCGCGUUUUAAUGGCGCUUUAUACUUUUUAAAAAGUGUUUUCUAUCGUUAUCUUUUCACCCUUAGCCUGUCCCUCUGAGAGAGGUGUGGUAGGGUUUUCCUGAUGUGGUAACUGAGGAGAGGGAGAUACAGGGAAGGUGGGGUUCUCCACGAUCACUCCAGAAGGGCGUGGUGAAGUCCCCACGGCACACACACUGCCUACCUCCGUCCUUAGGGGACACUCUGGCCUUCCUGUUCUCUCUACCACCCCUUUCCUCUUGGCCACCCCUCUCCUGACAAAUCAGAAGCAUCAGGGGCCAAUUCCUGGGGUUACUGGGAACAUGGGACAGACUGGCUACUGAAAUGCCUGGGCACAGUGCCUGGGUACUUGCGUCCAGUCCGCAGACCUGCCCUCCACCUCCAGCCCCUGGCCCCUGAAUCUGGUGCAGCAGAAGCUUUUCACUGCACAGUAGGGCUCUACCCUCCAGAGGCAGCGGUGCUGCGGGUUCAAACAGCCAUCAAAGAAUGAGUCUGCCCAGGAGAGCCGGGCAGCUGGGUGCUAGAGUCUGAGCCCCAGUCUCCUGCCCUGGGUCUCCCAAUUGGUGCUAUCUGUUCACUGACCAUAUUUAUGGACAUGGACACAGACUCUACUGUCCUGUGCCCCUGCAGGCGCCUUGGGAAGCGCCCAAAGGACUCCCUUUCCCAUUGGUGCAUUGCUCCGUGGCUUGGGGCAUUGUGGCCCCAGGGGCCACAGUUUCCAUUUCAGCAUCUUGCAUGGCCAGACACUGGGGUGGGGUGACAGCCCGGGACCCUCAGUUGUGUCAAAAAUGGCUUUUCCUGCUCCUCCCAUGGAUUCUGCUUCUCUCCCAGCCCAGGGGUGCAGUGGACAGCCAGCACUGGGUGGCGCUGUGUCUGUGGUGGCAGCACAUCUGUGAGCUCUGCUUCUGACCUGCUCGUCUGUGCUGCUCCACCUCCCACAGAUUCCACCCCGCCUUUUUUUUCUUUUUCUUUUCUUUUCUUUUUCUUUUUUUGCCGUGCAAAGGGAAUUCCUAAAAUUAAAGAAAAGGUAAUCCAGAUUGCAGACUGCAUGUUCACCAAGCUGGAGGGUUCUCCAGCGUGGCACCCCACAGUAAAGCCUCAAUGAACUGGAAUCCA
Messenger RNA from Cavia porcellus (domestic guinea pig), 4075 nucleotides. It is a transcript of the gene Znf282, whose product is annotated as zinc finger protein 282. Lineage: Eukaryota; Metazoa; Chordata; Mammalia; Rodentia; Caviidae. Gene Ontology annotation, biological process: regulation of DNA-templated transcription. Bases 516 to 2507 code for a protein of 663 amino acids. The transcript is spliced from 8 exons. The record is from RefSeq and is a predicted model, not a curated record.